CCGCCGCCGUAUACUACCCACGGCUUACACCACUCUCCGGCAUCUGCACCGUUCGUACUUUGAAUACAAUUCCUUGUGCGAAGCAUUCGAUUCACCGGCCAUUUCGUCCACUUACUUGCUCAGCGCCGGGGGAUUUCAAUUUCAAGGCGUAUGGUGCUAAGAAAUCAGAGAUUCCUGAAGUGCUCGAUUUUAAUUCAGAGAAGGAAAGUUUAGUAUCAGAAGAACAGAAUGAUCACGAAAUCGACCUGGGAUGGUUACCUGCAUUUCCUCAUACACUGGUUGCUUCUAUGUCGAAUUUCCUUUUCGGUUUCCAUAUCGGUGUGAUGAAUGGUCCUAUUGUAUCUACUGCCAAAGAGCUAGGGUUUGAAGGCAAUUCAAUACUUGAGGGGAUUGUGGUGAGCAUGUUCAUUGCAGGUGCUUUUCUGGGAAGUGCAGGCGCUGGUUACAUGGUUGACAGACUUGGCUUUAGAAGAACCCUUCAGGUUGACACAGUACCGCUGAUUCUUGGUGCAGUUUUAAGUGCACAAGCCCACUCUUUGGACCAGUUAUUGUGGGGACGAUUUUUCGUGGGUCUUGGUAUUGGGGCGAAUGCGGUUCUUGUCCCUAUUUAUAUAUCAGAGGUCGCUCCAACAAAGUAUAGGGGUUCGUUGGGGAGCUUGUGUCAAAUUGGCACUUGUACUGGAAUUAUAGCCUCACUCUUUCUUGGAAUCUACUCGGAGAAUGAUCCUCAUUGGUGGAGAGCAAUGCUCUAUAUUGCAAGUGUGCCUGGUUUUAUUCUAGCACUUGGUAUGCAGUUUGCUGUAGAGAGCCCCCGCUGGCUAUGCAAAGCUGGUAAGCUUCAUGAUGCUAGAGAAGUGAUCUCUAAUCUUUGGGGACCAUCUGAAGUUGAGAGAAGCAUUGAAGAAUUUCAGUCCGUUCUUAACAAUGAUGGUGGUGAUUUGGACAGCAGAUGGUCAGAACUGCUAGAAGAGCCACAUUCUAGAGUUGCUUUCAUUGGAGGCACUCUGUUUGUUCUGCAACAGUUUGCUGGCAUCAAUGCAGUUCUUUAUUUUUCCUCCUUGACUUUCAAAGAUGCUGGAAUCACAAAUGGUGCCUUGGCAAGCUUAUAUGUUGGAAUUACCAACUUUGCAGGUGCACUGUGUGCUUUAUACUUGAUUGAUACCCAAGGGAGGCAGAAGCUUAUAACCGGAAGUUAUCUGGGAAUGGCAAUGUCGAUGUUUCUUGUUGUUUCUGCUAUCAGCUUUCCUAUAAAUGAAGAGCUUCGGAAUAACUUGUCUAUUUUCGGGACCAUCCUGUACAUAUUGACUUAUGCAAUUGGAGCUGGUCCAGUAACGGGUCUUAUUAUACCCGAGCUUAGCAGCAGCAGGACACGUGGGAAGAUCAUGAGCUUCAGUUUUUCUGUUCACUGGGUGUGUAAUUUCUUGGUCGGCCUAUUCUUCCUCGAGCUGAUGAAGAACUUUGGUGUUGCACCAGUUUAUGCAAGUUUUGGCAUAGUUUCGUUAUUGGCGGCAUUCUUCUCUUUAUCUUUCUUAGUUGAAACCAAAGGGAGAUCUUUUGAAGAAAUCGAGAUGUCACUGGACCCCAAAGCUCGAUAACCGCUAGUUUUCUUAAUUUUAGGU
Cynara cardunculus var. scolymus (artichoke) is the source of this 1619-nucleotide messenger RNA. Its product is annotated as probable plastidic glucose transporter 1. The transcript has 12 exons. The coding region runs from base 288 to 1595 and encodes 435 amino acids. Gene Ontology annotation, molecular function: hexose transmembrane transporter activity. Lineage: Eukaryota; Viridiplantae; Streptophyta; Magnoliopsida; Asterales; Asteraceae. Gene Ontology annotation, biological process: monosaccharide transmembrane transport. The record is from RefSeq and is a predicted model, not a curated record. Gene Ontology annotation, cellular component: membrane.